CUAAUCUGUCAUAUCUUCGUACUCCUCGUAUCUCUUCCGGUCUCGUCCUUCGCCGGAAAAAGAAACCGGCUAAAUUAUCAAGAUGCCGGUUGACGGUUCAUCAGGUUACGGUCAGACAGUAUGCGUCACAGGUGCCGGAGGUUACAUCGCUUCAUGGCUCGUCAAGUUUCUAUUAGAAAAAGGUUAUACUGUUAAAGGAACCGUAAGGAACCCAGAUGAUCCCAAAAACUCUCAUUUGAAGGAAUUGGAAGGUGCAAAAGAGAGAUUGAUCCUCUGCAAAGCGGAUCUCCUCGAUUACGAAGGCCUUCGUAACGCCAUCGAAGGGUGUCAGGGAGUAUUCCACACUGCUUCCCCUGUCACCGACGACCCAGAGCAAAUGGUGGAACCUGCAGUAAUGGGGACCAAGAACAUAGUGAACGCGGCGGCGGAAGCAGGAGUACGACGAGUGGUGAUGACGUCAUCGAUCGGAGCUGUUCACAUGGAUCCAAACCGGGGUCCGGAGAAGAUAGUGGAUGAGUCUUGCUGGAGCGAUCUGGACUUCUGUAAGAACACCAAGAACUGGUACUGUUACGGCAAAGCCGUAGCAGAGCAGACGGCCUGGGAGACGGCCAAGGAGAGAGGGGUCGACCUGGUUGUGGUUAUACCGGUUCUGGUUCUUGGACCGCUGCUCCAACCAAACAUCAACGCCAGUGUCAUCCAUGUGCUCAAAUACCUGACCGGUUCGGCCAAGACUUACGUCAACUCAGUCCAGGCUUACGUGGACGUGAGGGACGUGGCACUGGCCCACAUACUUGUCUUGGAGGCGCCGUCGGCCACAGGACGGUAUCUCUGCGCCGAGAGUGUGCUUCAUCGGGGUGACGUUGUCGAGAUUCUCGUCAAGUUGUUCCCGGAGUACCCUGUCCCUACCAAGUGCUCGGAUGAAGUAAACCCAAGAAGGCAGCCAUACAAAUUCUCAAACCAGAAGCUCAAGGACCUUGGGCUUGAGUUCAUCCCAGCGAAGCAAAUUAUGUAUGAAACCGUCAAGAGCUUGCAGGAGAAGGGUCACCUCCCCAUACCUACCCAGGCCAACGAACCCAUUCACCUUCAAUCCUGACGAUCUGCUGCCUUUUCCAUAUCUAUUUUUUGGUUUUAAAUUUAAGAAAUAGCUUCUUGAUUUGUAAUUGAUUUGAAACCUACACUUAAGUUAUGGAGCAUUUAAGACUUUCU
Molecule: messenger RNA, 1206 nt
Organism: Telopea speciosissima
Lineage: Eukaryota; Viridiplantae; Streptophyta; Magnoliopsida; Proteales; Proteaceae
Product: cinnamoyl-CoA reductase 1-like
Exons: 4
Coding region: 83-1093 (336 amino acids)
Molecular function (GO): oxidoreductase activity, acting on the CH-OH group of donors, NAD or NADP as acceptor
Source: RefSeq, a predicted model, not a curated record